AACGACAACUUGUAGUUCAAACUCAAGUUAUAUUCAUAAAUAUAUUUACUUAUAAGUAAAAGUUGGAAUAUCUUUUAAUUGGCAACAGUUUUAUAAAUUGAAGGAAACUUUUGCUAGGCGAUUUUGACACGCGCACAGCGAUUUUUUAGCUUCUGACAAAAAGGACAAGAAGAUUUUCAUCAUUCGAAUCCCAUAAAUAUUUAAAACCUUUCCCUCUGGUUUUUAUUUCCACUUGGAUUGACUUUUUGAAUGAAUUAAGAGAUCCCCCAAAAAAAUUUACAUUUUUUUGUACUCGUUGGCUAGUCCAAAUAUUCUGUUCCUGGAUAAGUUUUGUAUAAAUGACUUAUUGGAGUAAGUUCGUCUUUUCAUAAAAUUUUUAAUCGUAUACUGCAUCAUGUCGAUGACUGUUCUCUUUAUUAUUUUAUACACCAGUAUUUUAGUAUCUGCUGAAAAUUGUUCGCCACGAAGGUUUGGAGAAGAUAGUAAUGUUUGUGUGUGUAAUGCUACAUACUGCGACUUUGUAACAGUACAAAUACCUCAAGAUGGACAAUUUAGAGUUUACGAAUCAAGCAUAAGUGGCCAACGAUUAGAAACAAAACUUUAUGACUUUGAUAAAAUAAUAAAAAAUAACAUAAAGCUUUAUUUAAAUUUUGAAAAAAAAUACCAAACUAUUCAUGGAUUUGGAGGCGCGUUUACUGAUUCUACUGGUAUAAAUAUCAACACUCUUAGUGAUUCAACAAAAGAACAAUUAUUACAAUCAUAUUUUGGCGAAAGCGGAAGCAAAUAUAAUCUAGGUCGCGUUCCAAUUGGUGGCACCGAUUUUUCUAUAAGACCUUAUUCGCUCGACGAUACACCAGAUGACGUUUCACUACGAGACUUUUCUUUAGCAAAAGAAGAUACUGAUUACAAAAUACCAUACAUGAAAAGAGCUCUGAAAAUAAAUAAAGAAUUAAAAUUUUUAUCCGCUUCAUGGUCAGCACCUCCAUGGAUGAAAACAAAUCAUAAUUAUACUGGAUUUCUGGGUUUUUUAAAAAAAGAAUACUAUCAAAUAUAUGCUGACUAUUUAGUUAAAUUUUUAGAAGAUUACAAAAAUCAAGGCCUACCGAUUUGGGCAAUUUCUACCGGAAACGAGCCGGCAGAUGUUUUUGCAUUGAAUUCAGUUCACUUUAAUGAUAUGGGUUGGACUCCUGCUACUGUUACAAAAUGGGUUGUUAAUAAUUUAGGACCGACUUUACUUAAUUCUACAUCAAACGAAACAAUUAUCUUAGCAUUAGAUGAUCAACGAUUUGACUUGCCUUGGUAUCUUCAUGCAAUGCAUAAUUAUGACAAUCGAAUCGAUAAAUAUAUUUCUGGUAUCGCAGUUCAUUGGUACAUGGAUAAAUAUUUUCCAAUUGAAUUGUACGAUCGAACUCACACUGCGUUCCCAAAUAAAUUUAUUAUUAUGACAGAAGCGUGUACUGGAAGUACAUUUUGGGAAUUAAAAAAAGUUCGAUUAGGAUUUUGGAAGCGGGGGGAGAGAUAUAUCAUGAGCAUUAUUGACGAUUUAAAUCACUGGGUAACUGGAUGGGUAGAUUGGAAUCUCGCAUUAGACAAAAAAGGAGGUCCGAAUUGGGCUAAAAAUUAUGUUGACUCUGCAAUAAUCGUAAACUCAGAAACAGAUGAAUUCUACAAACAACCCAUGUACUAUGCAAUUGCACAUUUCAGUAAAUUCAUUUCACGUGGAUCUGUCCGAGUUGAUCUUACUCACCACAGAAGCAUUAAAUCCGUCGCAUUCAUCACACCAGAAAAUACUACUGUAAUAGUGCUUUACAAUAAAAAUGAUAAACCAAAAAAUGUGACUAUAGUAGAUCCAAAUAAAGGAAAUAUCAAUGUGAUGGUUUCAAAAAAAACUAUUCAAACAAUUAUAUAUAGACAAUAAAGAAAAAAAUUUAUUUAUUUUCAGGGCGUAAUGCUUUUGGUAUAUAAUCAGGACAAUGAUUAUCCAAUCUACGUAAAUACGGAUUGAUUCCAUAAUCCCAAGGGGUACGUCUUUUAUCCAAAGGUCGGGUAUUGAAUAUAAACUUAUAAAUUUUCUGCCAGUGGUAUAAUUCAGGCAUCCGUCUAUAGUAAAAAAAAAAAUAUCCAAUUUAAUAUGAGUAAUUAUAAAAAAAUUUAUAAAGUAUAACUGUAUUGCAGUACGUACAAGUGCCUAGGUCUUGCUGACAUUAAAUGUUUGUAUCUUUUUUCAA
Molecule: messenger RNA, 2228 nt
Organism: Microplitis mediator
Lineage: Eukaryota; Metazoa; Arthropoda; Insecta; Hymenoptera; Braconidae
Product: lysosomal acid glucosylceramidase-like
Exons: 9
Coding region: 395-1918 (507 amino acids)
Biological process (GO): glucosylceramide catabolic process
Molecular function (GO): glucosylceramidase activity
Source: RefSeq, a predicted model, not a curated record